AUAAAAGGAAGAGAUCGCUGGUUUGGACAGGCUCGAAGCGUCCAUUGCCGCAGGCAGUAACAUGUCUUUGCAAGUCUUGACACUUCGAACCCCAAAUUGCAGCAUGAUGCAUCCAGAGUGAAGUCGAUGAAGAUCUCAACAUGAUGCACAAUCAGAGAGGAUGAGUUCCCAUCAGUCACGGCGGGCGAGACUCGAGGAGAGCAUAUAUUUUCAAAUAUUGGACGGUUAAAGGACGAUCUUGACGGAGAUACUCAGUGUUGAGGGGAUGGGGGUAAUAUUAGAAUGAUUGAAUUGAAGGGGACAGGCUCGACUGGGGCUCAUCUUCUAACGAAAGCGGUUGUUCUUAUAGACGUCAAAGUCGCGGAUGAGGGAUUCUGCGUGUCCCUGUUCUGGGAAUUUGAACGUGUGCUUCGUCAACUGCACUAAAGCAUUGGAGGUAGGUGUGGGUCGAGAGCUUGAAAUUUUACGCGUUUGUGUUUGGCAUUCGUGGUUGGGAGUUGCUUUCGUGGGUGUUGUAGAUGUCGCAGCUUUUAGGAAGUGGGGUUGUGAGAGUGGGUUAACUUUUGACGGAGAUGGUACGCAGUAAGGGAUGCGGUGUGCCUUUUGUAUGCUUUUAGGAGUUCGAAUGAAAGUCAGUCUGAGACGCGAACAACUUGCUUCACUCGGAAGGUCAAGAACUUGGUAGGAAUUGUUCUCUGAAGAAGCAAUAGGAGGGAAUUUCGUGCUGCAGCGAUGGCUGUUUCGGCGUUCAAGUCGACGACUCGUAAGCAAUAUGACAUUCGAGGGGUGGAAAUUGAAGAUCCAAGUGGAGGGCGAUUGGGGAAUCGAAGCCCCUCACGCCGCCGCUCCAUGUCGCGUGCUCCUAGCCCUACCCGUCGCGCGACGUCCCGCCAACCUCCUCCCACGCGCCGCUCAAUGUCCAAAGCGCCCAGCCCUACUCGCAGGCGUUCAAUGUCUAAAGCUCCUAGUCCCACUCGCGGUCGCCGUGGAGUGUCGCGCAAUCCGAGCCCUUCUCGUCGCGCAAUGUCCAAAGCUCCCAGCCCCACACGCCAGUCCACAGCGAGAGCUGCUAGCCCGGUCAGAACUAGGAGACUUUCGCCAUCGCGAAAUCCUAGUCCCACUCGUGGACGCAGAGGAGUAUCGCGAAAUCCAAGUCCCACUCGUGGACGCAGAGGAGUAUCGCGAGGUCCAAGCCCAACUCGAGGUGCUCGUCUAACCCCAGCCUCUCCGGCAAGAAUUCAAACUCGUCCCACUAGCCCUACAAGAGGGCGAGAGGCCUCUGUAGGGCCUCGUCCCCGAGUCUCUUCUCCUCCAAGAGGAAGUACCGCUAGGGCAUUCGGGCAUGUGCACAGAAGAUCUCAAAGUACUGCAGAUGUGGCUCUCGCUCAGUUCCAACCUGAUUCUCCUGUCGCCUCUGAUUCUCCGACGAUUAUCACUACCCGUCAGAGUGGCAUCGGGCUAAGGGCUUCGUCUCGGAUGCUUCCGAGCGACUCUGAGAGCGAGGUUGAGCCACGUUAUGCGCGGAGAUUAGACAGAAGUGGAAGUUUCAGCACCCACCGUGACAGCUCUGAUAAUGAGAGCGUUCAGUCGUCUAGGUCGACGAGCAGAAGGCAUCCGAAUGGAUUGCGAGAGAGGAUCUCGCGGAGAACCUCAAGCACGCAACUGGAGAUGCGUAGGUCAUUGACAAAUCUUGAGAUUUCGGACACAUCUACACCGGUUUACUAUCAGAAGCCUAAAACUGCUGGUGCGGAGGAUCAUCAUCGCAACGUUGGAAAAAUUGAUGUAGACACUCAAGUGGAGGGCAGAGUUGAAGAGAAGACUAUCCAGGAGGUGCACACACAAACCAAAGUGCAUACAUUAUGUUACAAUUGUCUGUAUGAUGUGUCUGCUUCUACGGACGUUCCCGCAGAUGCCACAUCCCCGAUCGGACCUUUAAAGCUGAAAGUGGCCGGAAAUUCGACGGAAGCUCCAGCACCUGGAGACGUAGAUUUCGUGGCCUUGUACAAUGCUAGAUGUGCUGAACUUCGGAGAGCCGUGUCUGAUGCGAGGAAUGAGCUGGGGAAUGUGAAGGAGGAGGAGCUUCGAAAAGUGAUCGAAGCAAAGCUGGAGUUAUCAGAGAGGAAGGUUUCGGAGUUGUGGUCACAGUUCGCAACGGAGGAACAAAGAUGUCUACAUCUGGUGAAGUCUGUGAAGGACAUCAAGGAAGGUUCUGUGGAUCCCGUAGACGUGGAAGCAGACGACAUUGACCUCAAAGUGACAGUCUUGAAGAAGGAGGAUUUAAGGCCUCAGCAGCCUCAUCGGUACUCCAUGGAGGAUAUGGAUGAGUCUGACUUUAUUAGACAAUCGUUAGAUGAGGAGGCAGCGCGGUACUUCGAGGAAUGCGCCAUCAUCGCUAAUUUCGAUGCGAAUGUGGUAGAUGUAGACGACAUAUCAUUGUGCAGUGACGGAGUAAGUGACGGCGAAACGACGGUGUGUGACGACCCAAGACCGUCGUCCAGGAGGCAGAGCUCGGAGAGUCAGGAAAUAGUGUCAGUGAGGAAGGAGAUAAAACCCCUCGAUAACGAGGGAAUUGCGCUGCCAUGGUUGGAUUGGGAGCCGGAAGUUGAUCUUGGAAGGAAGGAACGGAUUGAGAAAGCUGUGUGUGACUUCCGGGAGUGGAAAAGUGCGUGGGCUCGGAAAUCAGUGCAGUGGGGAAAAAGCUCCAACCGGGAGCGAGGGAAAGAUGAAGGUGUCGUUAAUGUUGACGAGUUCUUGUUCGAGAGAACUCGAUUGCAGCCUCGCAUUUCGCAAGGCAGAAUGCUUGUCUGUGGUGGAAAGCGGUGACUUUAGUGAAUGUUGAGCUGAGAAAAAGGAGAAGGGACUGGAUCAUCUAGAGAACUCGUGUGUAUUAUAUUGAUAGCGAAACCUUGUGAUGCCUAUCAGCUAAUGAUCCCUUUGGUUUUGUUUCCCUGUUGGUUUAUAAGGAGUGUGCAACAUCUGUUAGAGAAGCAUCCGUGGCAGCUGCUGUCAAUCGAUUUCACACUUUCGCUAGGUAUACAUUCUCAGGUUUAAGUGUUUUCGGGUCUCUUCCUUUUCUCCCUUAAUGAUUCUUUGUAGCAGUUCUAAGGAGGCCUGUAACUGUGCAGAGGGCGUGACGUUGAAUUAUGUGAGAGAUCCUCUCCCGCUUGAGAGUCUGUUUAGGAAUAUGCAUCACUCGUAUCUAGAGACCAUGACCUGAGAACGGCAGUUCCGUGUCUUCCGUUAUCGAGGUUUAUGACCAGUUUUCCGAGAGCAAUUGAUCAAACUUACGUGGGUUUGUAGCGUUGUCUUGUGAAGGUCGAGUUUUUGAACGUUUCAGGAGAAGUGGGGAUCUGUCCAUGAGUGAAGAUGUCGAGAAAGUUCAGCAUAUACACCACGCUGUGCUUUGAUUACACUGGUGUAUGCGUUUAGACGAUGGGGCUUGAAACCAACUAAGCCUCGUUGGUUUCUUUCAUGCAGUGUCUUGUGGAGAUACAUCCUCAUUACGAGUUCUUGUCAAUUUCAAAGAGAGGAAAUGGUAGAGUGGGAUCAUGAAAGACCGGCUAGAAUUGCUUGAUGGAGCAAGCAGCAGGCAGACUACAUGCAAGUUGUGUUGAUGACCUUGCUCUUUGCCUUACCCUGUAAGAGAUCAACUAUGUAAUUUAUUGUACCACUAGCCAGCUGGCAACUACAUAGCAUUCUGAAUUGGAAGGCUAUUCAUUUGUGCAAGUUGUUUUGAAGCUCGACUUCAUUCCCUCCUUGUCAUGCAAAUAGCCAUAUUUCAUUAAUGGUUGUACAAAAUAUUUUCAUAA
Messenger RNA from Physcomitrium patens, 3809 nucleotides. NCBI's taxonomy places the organism in Eukaryota, Viridiplantae, Streptophyta, Bryopsida, Funariales, Funariaceae. The record is from RefSeq and is a predicted model, not a curated record.